AUGUCUCACUUCAAAAUUUUGGCACUUAGAUGUAUUUGUCUAUUCUACGCCAAGCCAAACCCUGAUUUGACCGUAGAUUGGAAUGCUCAAAAUCCCGUAUUUGCCAAGGCUGAUGGUUUGUUGGAUUUAUCUACGCUACGAUAUGCAACUACUAACUUGGUAGUGAAAGAUAAUCAACCCAAUACUCCAUAUACAUAUACCAAGGUUAUACCACAUGGACAACCACCGCCUGAACCUCGCUCGUAUGUUUCCUCUGUGGUUGAUAGUUUUGGAAGAAUUUAUAUAUGGGGUGGAAACGCUGAAGACACAUAUUAUUCAAACACAUACUAUGAUAACACAAUGUAUAUAUUCGAUACAAACUCGUCAACAUGGACUUACAAUAUGCCAUCAUAUGCACCAGAUGCUAGAGAUGAUUAUACUGCCACUUUAUUACCAAAUGGAAAAAUUAUCUACAUUGGUGGAAUAUACACAGAUUAUGGUGAUGGUGUUAAUAUUAAUGAGAUUUGGAUUUAUGAUACAUAUAAGACUCAAUCACCCUGGAGUUUAAAGACUGCAAAAAAUUAUACGGAACUAGUUAAUAGAUAUGGUCAUUCUGCAGUUUUAGGAGAAUCUCCACGUUCAGUGCCAACAUCAAACUUUGGCUUAUUGGUUUUGGAUACUCGAGAUUAUUCGUGGAAUCAACCAUAUUCACAAAAUGCUCCUGACAAAUAUAGUAUACCCAAAUAUCAUACUGCUACUGUUUAUCAGAAUUACAUGAUUGUUACUUUUGGUGCACUAAGAGCCUCAGGCACUUAUCUGUCCUCAGCACAAAUUCUUGAUCUUUCUAACGGAAACUAUAAGUGGAUUGGAGAUUUUAUUGUUCCGACAUCGUCAAAGAAAAAAAUCAUUAUUAUUGUGACUAUUGUAUCAAUAAUCGUUGUUGCUUUGGUGAUCGGAGUGUCUGCAUUUUUAAUUAAUAAGCGUCGAAAAAAGAAACUCCUUGUGACGACAAAUCUACAAACUACAAAUAUUCCGCCACCAUUGAGUUAUUCCGAUCUUCCAUUUAGUAAUAACAAUACUACUAAUAAUCAAACAGCAGUAGUUAAUGUCCCGCAUGAGCAAUUACCAGAAGCUGUAUCUAGUAGAGAAAGUAAUCCGUUGAGGUAUAAUCCAAUCGCAAAUCCGAUUAUUGUUGAUAAUCUUUCUGGUAGCAUAACUCAAAAUUUGCCUAGUUUGAUUGAAAAUAAAAAACGAAAUUAG
This is a messenger RNA of Ambispora gerdemannii, 1239 nucleotides long. Lineage: Eukaryota; Fungi; Glomeromycota; Glomeromycetes; Archaeosporales; Ambisporaceae. The record is from the annotation of a GenBank genome assembly.